Messenger RNA from Didymosphaeria variabile, 477 nucleotides. RefSeq lists its product as uncharacterized. The record is from RefSeq and is a predicted model, not a curated record. Lineage: Eukaryota; Fungi; Ascomycota; Dothideomycetes; Pleosporales; Didymosphaeriaceae. The transcript is spliced from 2 exons. The coding region runs from base 1 to 477 and encodes 158 amino acids.
AUGGAAACCAACGCGCCUGUCAUUCCAAGCAUCGACUACGCCAUAUUUCUCAUUAACGCCGUCAAAUUUCAUUGCGGCCAAUUGGUGCAUCUAUUUGAUGAAGAGGAGUUCAACGCCAAAUUGCACGCCUUCUAUGGCAAUGCAGAGCCCAACAAGCUGAACGACAGCCUGUGGUACGUUCAGUUCCUAUUAAUAAUUGCCUUCGGCAGGACGCUUGUACAACGCAAACACCGAGAAUCAAAACCGCCGGGCGCAGACUUCUUUGUACAUGCGCUUCAACUACUCCCUGAUACCAACCGACUGUGCCGAGAACCCCUUAUUGCAGCCGAGAUACUGUGUGGUAUCGCACUGUACCUACAAGCAUUAGACUCCCGCAAUGCAGCACACGUAACAGUACGUUCGAGCUCCUGUUCUGUGAAGUUAACAACAGCUGAGUCCUCCGCAGAUAGGCCAAGCAAUGCGGAUAGCCUUAGCUGA